AUGGGUUCGUUGAGCAAAUUCUCGCAAUGUGUGAAGCCCUUCACUAGACUAUUUUCUACAACGCAAAUUGGCUGUGAAAGGAAAUACGACAGAGUCAUGAGACGACAUGUGAAAAAGAUUGUCGAGUACAAAGAAGGAGAUAUUAAGCCUUGGUAUCUAAGGAUUCCCAAGGAGGCCAGUAAAUAUCCUCCUUAUCCAUACGGCGAGGCAACACUCUUCAAAAGAUCAGACCGAGGUUUAUACGGCGGACAACAAAGAGGUAAAGGAUUUCAAGUAUCUGAGAUGGGUAACAAAACUCCACGGCCUUGGCUUCCCAAUGUGAUUUCUAAGACGUUAUGGUCGGAGGCUUUGAACCACGGAAUUAAGAUGAAGCUUACUGCACGAGUUCUUCGGACAAUUACCAAGGAGGGUGGUCUAGAUAACUAUGUCACUAAAGAUAAGGCUGCGAGAGUGAAGGAAUUGGGACUGUUUGGCUGGAGGUUAAGAUAUAAUAUACUGAAAGCACGUCAAGUCGCUAAUCAACCUCCAAAUUAUGAAGUGGUGAAAACAGCCGAGGGUAAAGAUGUGAAAGUGUUUUACAGGGGAAACUACAAAGGUGAGCCCAUAAAGUUGACAGUUGGUAGAAGAAAACUACUGACUAAACUAUUCCCUAAAGUUAAGCUUAAUACACCUGAAGUAAUGAAAUUUGCGCAGUUCAGCAUCGAUCAUGCCGAAACUCCAUUCGCAGACAUUUUGAGAGAGUGCGAGGCAAACGACGUAGAUCUCGAUGAUGUGAAGCUGUAA
Molecule: messenger RNA, 783 nt
Organism: Brettanomyces nanus
Lineage: Eukaryota; Fungi; Ascomycota; Pichiomycetes; Pichiales; Pichiaceae
Exons: 1
Coding region: 1-783 (260 amino acids)
Cellular component (GO): mitochondrial large ribosomal subunit
Molecular function (GO): structural constituent of ribosome
Source: RefSeq, a predicted model, not a curated record